AAACCAUACCUGAACAAAAGCGCAGAAAACUACAACAAACAAAACCCAUCUAAAUCCGGUCAUGACUAGGACAAAAAAACAAAAAAAGCUACGACGGACAAAAAACAAAUAAAAGGACAAUCACAAUAAUACGACUACUACGGGACAAUUAUUCGGGUUUUCCGACGGCAUUUUUCCGUAAAUUAUUAUUUGUAUUUCGAGCUCCGCAACAUCGUCGUGUUCGCCAUCGCUACGGGAAAUUAUCGGACUGAAGGAGAAAUCUCGCCAUAUGCCCAGAGCGACACGAUGUUCGAACAUGCGCCACCUUUCAAUGACGAUGUUAACUAGUUUUUGGCGCCAUCUAACUCGGUUACUAGUAACUAGAAGUCAAUCAACGAUCCCACAAAACCUGUCGAAGCAAGAUGUUUUCUAUCUGCAGAGAAAUAUGGACGAAGUCAUGAAAAGUACUCCAAAACAAAAUCUGUAUGGUCUAUAUGGACGUCAUUAGUAUAUUAUGCAAUGAUCAUCUACAAUAACAGAUAUUAUGAAAGUUGAGCGAAAUUGCAGCAUGGAAUCAGAAGGCAUUGCACGGAAAACAUCCCUAUGAGCUGUCAUAUGAGGCAUCAAAUAUGUAGCUUGUACGGGGAGAGCAAGAUAUGGUUAUACUUUACUUUGGUUAUACGUGAUCCGCCAGUCUGCCAUCCUCGAUGAUAAAUGCCG
Messenger RNA from Ceutorhynchus assimilis (cabbage seed weevil), 699 nucleotides. NCBI's taxonomy places the organism in Eukaryota, Metazoa, Arthropoda, Insecta, Coleoptera, Curculionidae. The record is from the annotation of a GenBank genome assembly.